Messenger RNA from Salmo salar (Atlantic salmon), 3141 nucleotides. Its product is annotated as piggyBac transposable element-derived protein 5. The record is from RefSeq and is a predicted model, not a curated record. NCBI's taxonomy places the organism in Eukaryota, Metazoa, Chordata, Actinopteri, Salmoniformes, Salmonidae.
CAACAGCGACAAAAGGCUCCUGGUUUACCCACGCGGAGCUUUGCUAGCGAACAUAAAACUGAAACAUUGAAUCUCUUUAGACCAAUCUUGUGUACAUUACUCUUAGUGUUUUGAACAUAAUUCUGUUUACCUAUCGACUGGUUAAUUUAAACGUAAUUUGCUUGUUAAAUUAGCAAAUGUGUUACAUUGAUACUGCACUAGACUAAUUGUCCGGAGCACAAACUCACUAAUCUAGACGGAGAAAGAAACUGGUGAAAGGAGAGGAAGAAGCUUGAAGAAUGAAAAAGGAGGCUAUCACAUUGAAACAAGAGGAUGAUAUUACAGUGAAAGAGGAAUAUGGGAAAGAGGUUGUCAAAGUGGAAAAAGAGGAGGUAGAAGCUUUCAGAAUCAAAAAGGAGGAAGAUGCCGUAAAAUUGAAAGAAGAGGAAGAACCUUUUGGAGUAAAGGAGGAUAUCUCAAUGAAAGAGGAGACUGAAUAUCCGAUUACCACCAAAGAGAGACAUGACUAUCGUGGAUCCUCUGGGGAGCCUCAACAACAUCCUGAUGCUGAUGAGGCAGAGAAGAGUCUCUCCAGUUCAGAACACCAGAUGGACAACGCUAGCCCUUCCACCCUCCCGGAGUCCCCGUGUCAUGCCUCUCCCGGUAGUGCCUUACUGCUGGAUAUGAAAAGGUUGUCUGUGCUGCUGGUGGACUGCAGGAAAACAACGGGGCUGAGUGGAACUGUGAGAGGAGGAGAAAAGAAGAAAGGAUCAGAUUUGACUCAUCAAAAAAUUGACCGGCAGAGUGACACAGAAGGAAUGGAUGAGGACUCUGUGAGUGACCACAGUUAUGAUUCCAGCGCGGAAGAAAUGUUUUUGGAAGGAAAAGAUCCACUUUUAGAUCAUGCCAGGGACUCUGAUGAACAAUGGGAACCCCCAAUGUCAAGGUGUUCAUCCCCCACUAAUUCAGACGCUGAAGCUGGUUCAUCCAGCCGGACCCCUGCUGUCUCCGGCUCCACACCUUCCCCCGCCCGGCCAUCUAGAUGUGUGAAGAGGCCAGCCCAGAAGCGGAGGAGGGCCAGUGAACCAGCGGUAACUACCAGCGAGGCAGAGGACCGCUGGCACACCGUGCUAGAAGAUGAUGUGGAGCUACUUCCACCAACAUUUAGACCGAAAAGACAGCCAGGACCUCAGCUGGACAUGACUGCAAAGUACAGCCCCCUUCAUCUUUUCCAGAUGUUUUUCUCCUUGUCAGUUCUGGAUUCGCUGGUGUCUAACACCAACAAGUACGGGGCUAAGAAACAAGCAGGCAAGAAAGAGGCAUGGAAGCCCAUUUCCAUCCAAGACCUGUACUGUUACAUCUCACUGGUUAUUUACAUGGGGCUUGUGAAGUUCGAACACCUCAAGGACUACUGGAGAACGUCAACACUCUACCAACUGCCUUUCCCCACCACUGUCAUGUCUUGUAAAAGGUUUCUGACUAUCUCACGGGCGCUUCAUAUCAGUGACCCACAAGCUGACGAUGACAAUGACAAGAAGAGAGGCACAGCAAGCUUUGAUAGGCUCUGCAAAAUCAAACCUCUCUACCCCAGCAUGGUUGAGGCCUGCAAGACCCAUUUUCAGCCCAACCAGAACCUGUCCAUAGAUGAGAGGAUGGUAUCCUCAAAGGCUAGAAUUGGCCUCAAACAAUAUAUGUGUAACACGCCGACAAAAUGGGGGUACAAACUGUUUGUUUUGGCCGAUUCUGUGUGUGCCUACACUUGGAAUUGUUUUGUUUACGAGGGGAAAUCCAUCUCAGACACCGGUAAGGGACUUAGUUAUGAUUCUUUUAUGGAAUUAUUGGAUUUUCAACUGCUGGGGACGGGCUACAAACUGUUUCUGGACAAAUUCUACACAAGCCCUACCCUGUUCACAGACCUGAGGAAGCUGGAUGUGUGGGCUUGUGGGACCAUUUGUACCAACCGAGUAGGUUUUCCCAAAACAAAAGUGAAUGACAUGCCUAAGAGGGCUGAUAGGGGUACCAUGAGAUGGAUUCGUAAAGAUGACCUGCUCUUUGUAAAGUGGAUGGAUACCAGAGAGGUGGUCAUGUGCACCACUAUCCACAAAUCCUUCAGUGGCGAUCACGUCGUCAGGCGUGUGAAGGACACUAAUGGGGCACGGACCACUAAAAAUGUCCCCAUUCCUGCUGCUGUGAAGGACUACAACAAGAGCAUGGGAGGUGUGGACCUGUCAGAUGCUCUGAUAGGCUACAACAAUGUUCUCCACAUGACAAGGAAAUGGUACAGGACAGUGUUCUAUCACUUCAUUGACAUUGCUGUGGUGAAUGCAUUCGUCCUCCAGAAGGAAAUGGCUAAGAGCUCUGGACAGACCUCCAUGACACAGCUAGCCUUCAGAGAGCUGCUCAUCCGGGAGCUUGCUGGCUACGGCACAAAGUCCACUGCAGCACCUUCUGUCCCCUCUACUCCUGUCACCAGUGUUGUUCACAUGCCAAAAUUCAUAACUGCAGGCAUGAAUAUGCCUCGGAGCCAAUCGGCCACAGCAUGGAGGCGUUGUUGUGUUCUUUGUCGCAUGAAGUCCCCCAUCACCUGCAGCACUUGUUCAGUUUGCCUCUGCUUUACAGCAGAAAGAGACUGCUAUUGGACAUGGCAUCAGCAGCACGAUAUUGUGUAGAGGACUGAGGGUCUUCCAAGGGUUUACCCUUGUUUUUUAAAAUAUUUUUUUAAAACAUUUUUAUUUUAUAAAAUGGUGUUGUUAGAAUAGCAUUUUGUUAUGUUGUGUAUAUAGUUAUUUGCAUAAAAAUGUAUCACUUCACCAAUUUGGCCAACUUGUGUGACUUCAUGCUAACUGUCAUGUUGCUCGCUCAUUCCUGAAGUUAUCAGUCUGACACUUUGCACAACUACUGUUGCCCUCUUGUGUUGUUCUAUAUAGGUAUUUUCUUGAAUGUAUCAAUUUGGCCACUUGGGUACAUUUGGGCAACUCGUGUGGGACACCUGGGUGACUUCAUACUAAAUGUCAUGUAACUCGCUCAUUCCUGAAGUUAUCAGUCAAACUUUGCACAUAUACUGUUGCCCUGUUGUGGACAACAUAUAAAUGAUCCCCAGCGUCCAUCUCAAUGUAUGUCCUUUCUUAUUUCAAAGAUGAUCAAAUAAAAAUUGAAAACAUG